AUGACGACCCCAGAACGACUCCAAACCCCUGUGAAUCAGACUCGUCUGAUUCAACAUUUCGAAAAAAGUUCGAUCGAAAAUCACAACGAUGCGUGGUCAAACCUGUGGGACACUGAUAACAGUGACAUGUGGGACAGGGGAAAACCCUCGCCUGCCUUAAUUGAUCUUCUAGAGCAAAGAGGGGAGAUCUUGAACCCAAUUGCAGCCGAUGGCCGUCGGAAGAAGGCCUUCGUACCAGGAUGUGGCAAGGGCUACGAUGUAGUCAUGCUUGCUCUUCAUGGGUUUGACGUCGUUGGUCUUGAAAUCUCGCAAAAAGGCGUUUCUAUUGCGGAGGGGUAUGCUUCCAGCGAACUCGACAAGCCACAAGCGUACAAUUUUGGGUCUGCUUGGGAAAACAAAUACGAAAGAGGUUCUGUAUCAUUUGUUAAUGGUGAUUUCUUCCAACCAGACGCUAUGAAGGGAGAGAAGUUCGAUGUGAUCUAUGACUACACAUUUUUGUGUGCUAUUCAUCCAACAAUGCGUGCUCAAUGGGCCUCGCGUAUGGCUGAAUUGUUGGUUCCAGGCGGCCUCUUGGUUUGUUUGGAAUUUCCUCUCUUCAAAGACCCUAGUCUUCUGGGUCCACCAUGGCCCCUGCAGGGAGUUCACUGGAACUUGUUGUCUGAGGGAGGUGAUGGAAUUUUGCACCCUUCAAAUCCGAAUCAACAAGCAGAAGGCGGGAAAUUCGAGAGAAAAUGCAUGGAAGGAUUCGGUACCCGUGCUAUUCGCUCCGGCCUGCCGCGUGAUGUUGGGACCGGUGCGCUAGUGGAACCUAUCGUCCUCGCCACGACCUUUGCUCAAGAUCAUGUCGGCUCUCCUGUGGGCUUUUAUGUUUACGGCCGCUCUUCAAACCCAAACCGCGAAAGCUUUGAGAUAUCUGUUGCUGAAAUGGAAUCCGCGAAGUAUGCCGUGGAAAGUUGA
This is a messenger RNA of Penicillium griseofulvum, 957 nucleotides long. Its product is annotated as Pyridoxal phosphate-dependent transferase, major region, subdomain 1. Gene Ontology annotation, biological process: transsulfuration. The transcript has 6 exons. The record is from RefSeq and is a predicted model, not a curated record. Gene Ontology annotation, molecular function: pyridoxal phosphate binding; S-adenosylmethionine-dependent methyltransferase activity. NCBI's taxonomy places the organism in Eukaryota, Fungi, Ascomycota, Eurotiomycetes, Eurotiales, Aspergillaceae. The coding region runs from base 1 to 957 and encodes 318 amino acids.